CGCCGGUCGAGCCAAAAACAUUUGUGUGGACCGUGUGAGCGCGUAAGAUCACAAUGAAGCUUCUGUUGGUUCUUCCACUUCUGGUGGCUGCGGUCUCUGGCCAGGGAUUCGGUGGAUUUGGCGGUGGAUUUGGAGGUAAUCGCGGAGGUGGAUUCGGUGGUCUAGGCAACAAUCCAGUGGCUGGAGCAUUCCAAAAUGUGGCAGGCGCCGUUCAGAAUGCUGCGGGCAACAUUGCCAGCGCCGUGUCCAAAGUGCCUCUGCUCUCGAAUGUCCAGGACUUUGGUGACUUUUUGAGUCAAUCUGGAAAGACCUACUUGUCCGCCGCUGAUCGCGCUCUUCACGAGAAUGCCUUCGCUUCCACCAAGAACCUGGUGGAUGCCGGAAACGCAGCCUUCGCCCAAGGAGUGAACACCUUCAAGCAGACUGUGAACGCCUUUGCCGAUCUGACCCACGCUGAGUUCCUCAGUCAAUUGACCGGUCUCAAGAGAAGCCCGGCGGCUAAAGCUCGUGCUGCUGCCAGUUUGAAGGAGGUCCAGUUGCCUGCAAAGCCCAUCCCGGAUGCCUUCGAUUGGCGCGAGCAUGGCGGUGUCACCCCCGUCAAAUUCCAGGGAACCUGCGGCUCCUGCUGGGCUUUUGCCACCACUGGAGCCAUUGAGGGACACACCUUCCGCAAGACCGGCAGCCUGCCCAUCCUCUCUGAGCAGAAUCUGGUCGACUGUGGCCCAGUCGAGGACUUCGGCCUGAAUGGCUGCGAUGGUGGCUUCCAGGAGGCCGCGUUCUGUUUCAUCGAUGAGGUGCAGAAGGGCGUGUCCCAGGCGGGAGCCUAUCCCUACAUCGACAGCAAGGACUCAUGCAAGUACGACGGCAGCAAGUCCGGAGCCAGCCUUCAGGGAUUCGCCGCCAUUCCGCCCAAGGACGAGGAGCAGAUGAAGAAGGUGGUGGCCACCCUGGGACCAAUUGCCUGUUCGGUGAACGGCUUGGAGACUCUUAAGAACUAUGCCGGUGGCAUCUAUAACGACGAUGAGUGCAACCAAGGCGAGCCCAACCACUCGAUUCUGGUCGUCGGUUACGGAUCGGAGAACGGACAGGAUUACUGGAUCGUCAAGAACUCGUGGGACGACACCUGGGGCGAACAGGGCUACUUCCGCCUGCCUCGCGGCCAGAACUACUGCUUCAUUGCUGAUGAGUGCUCCUAUCCAGUGGUUUAAGCGGGUAUUCCGAAAUAUGUGCCGAAAUGUACUGUGGAGUUUGUGAUGUGGACUUGGCGUUGCUUGCGUCCAUUUCUUAAAUAAAAGUCUUCUAAAUAUA
This is a messenger RNA of Drosophila teissieri, 1308 nucleotides long. RefSeq names its product procathepsin L. The coding region runs from base 54 to 1208 and encodes 384 amino acids. The record is from RefSeq and is a predicted model, not a curated record. Gene Ontology annotation, molecular function: cysteine-type endopeptidase activity. Gene Ontology annotation, cellular component: lysosome. The transcript is spliced from 4 exons. NCBI's taxonomy places the organism in Eukaryota, Metazoa, Arthropoda, Insecta, Diptera, Drosophilidae.